Molecule: messenger RNA, 1398 nt
Organism: Marasmius oreades (fairy-ring Marasmius)
Lineage: Eukaryota; Fungi; Basidiomycota; Agaricomycetes; Agaricales; Marasmiaceae
Exons: 4
Coding region: 19-1383 (454 amino acids)
Molecular function (GO): NADP binding; glutamate-5-semialdehyde dehydrogenase (NADP+) activity
Source: RefSeq, a predicted model, not a curated record
UUGGCUUUCUUCUUCACCAUGGCUGGGUCCGCACAAGACAUUGCAAAGGCUGCAAAAGCUGCGUUUGAAGAAUCGCAGCUAAUACUAUCCGACGAGCGAGUUAAGGCACUGCGUAUAAUCAGAGAUUCACUGGAGUCAAACAAGGCCGAAAUCCUACGAGCAAAUGAAGAAGAUUUGGCGGCAGCGAAACUAGAGGUUGAUGCUGGACGUAUGUCGGAAGUGAUGGUGAAAAGGCUCGAUCUAAACAAGGGUGAUAAAUGGGAUUCCAUGCUACAAGGCGUCUUGGAUGUUGCAAAUCUUCCAGGCCCCACUGGAACAGUUACAUACGCAUCGGAAUUAGACGAAGGCCUCGAACUUUAUCGAGUUACUUGUCCGAUUGGAGUGCUUCUGGUCAUCUUUGAAGCGAGACCAGAGGUAGUGGUGAAUAUCGCUUCACUGGCAAUAAAAUCCGGGAACGCUGCUAUAUUGAAGGGCGGCAAAGAGUCAAACCACACAACAUCCCUUCUUUCAAAAGCCAUUUCUGAAGGUCUCUCGAAGACUGCACUCCCGGUAACGUUUAUCCAGACCAUCCAGACGCGGGCUGAAGUUUCCUCGCUGCUUGAGCUCGAUCAAUACAUAGAUCUUAUUAUUCCGCGAGGAAGCAAUAGCCUUGUUCGUAACAUACAGAACAAUACGCGUAUUCCUGUUAUGGGGCAUGCGGACGGACUGUGCUCUGUCUAUCUGGACGAACAUGCCGACCUCGAAAAGUCUGUUCGAGUAGUCAUCGAUUCCAAGACCGACUACCCGGCUGCUUGCAAUUCUGCGGAAAACCUUGUCAUCCACGAAGCGGUCGUGCAUUCAAUAUGGCCGUCAGUUGCGAAUGCACUGUUGGCGGCUAACGUGAAACUUCUCUGUGAUUCAAAAAGCUUAGAAGUUCUCAAAGAGUUCACCCCACCGCACUCAAACUACCAAUCACACGUACUCCCUUCCGAGCCCUCGUCUUACACCACCGAGCACCUCGAUCUCACGAUAUCCGUGAUUGUCGUGCCCUCUCUAACCGCCGCCAUCCAGUUCAUAAAUUCUUAUUCUUCCCACCACACAGAUAGUAUCGUUUCCGAGUCGCAACAGGCUGCUUCAACCUUCUGCAGAGGGGUGGACUCUGCCGGUACCUUUGUCAAUGCGAGCACACGUUUUGCCGAUGGAUUCCGGUACGGGUUCGGUACUGAAGUUGGUAUCAGUACGGGUCGGAUACACGCUAGAGGCCCUGUUGGUUUGGAGGGACUGGUCAUUUACAAGUACCUGCUACGAAGCAAAUCGCACGGGGGUCAUAUUGUUGCAGAUUUCGGUCCGGGUAAAAAGCAGUAUAAGCACAGCAGGAUUGGUAACACUACUGUACCAUUCUAAUAACGCAAUACACAU